AUGGAGGAGGAUCUUAAUGACAAUGAGCUAGAGGAACGGUUCUAUUCUGUUUUACAUUAUGUGGAUGAAACACCGGCAAUUAUAACCAACAAUCAAAAGGAUGUUGACCACAUUGUGGAGAGCACACCUCAGAGCUCUGUUCGCCGUUACUGGCGAACUAGUGGUGAUCUGACUCUGCAAAAAGCUAACCCUGCAAAAGAUACUAAUCUGUCCAUAAAUAAAACUUCAGUCGUAGAAAAUCCCAAAGCAAAAGCAGAAAAAAAUGACCAAACUAUACUAUCCGCCGAUUUAUCAAUAUUCCAAUCUCCCGUACCGAAGUUUGUGAAGAAAAGCAUAGAGAUAAUUGAAAACGAUGAACCAUCCAAUGUUGUUGAAUUGGAAACAAGUGAUGAAGAUGAAGUAAUUGAGGUCAAAUUGCCACCAAAACCAACAAUUACCAUUGAAAGUUCCGAUGAUGAAGAAAUUUCCGAAGUGUCUACAGCUGCCCCAUUCAAUAAAAAAGAUAACAAUAUAAUUGCUCCAGAAAACAAAACUACAAACAGGGGUGACAGAGAUGUAUCAGCAAGUCCUGUCCCGUCGAUUGUAUCAUCUGUUUCAGACGAAUUUAUCCGUGGUGACUGCAUUGCUCUCAACAUAUCCUCUAAACGCCCAAACAACCAAAGCUUUGAUUUCAGUCUUCAUGGCUCUGACAUAGUUGAUCAAAAUACACCACCUAAAAAGAAAAAAAAGAAGAAAAACAAGGAUGCCGUAAACUCUACCCCUGUAAUGAAUACUGCAACAACUGUUACACCAGCAUCCAAAGAAGGUGAAUAUUUUGCAACACCCAAAAGUAAAGCAAAGAAUAAGAGGCAGAAAUCUAAAAACUAUUCUGUAUCUGAAAAAAGUAUUCCAAGUGCUGAUGUCUAUGAUUCUGACAGUAACCAAUCAACUAACGAUUUGGAUAAAAAUCAACGGUCUUACAUUGUAACUGACAGAAGCUUUCCCAGCGCAGAUGUUUAUGAGUCAGAUUCCAAUCAGUCAGAGAAAAUUAGUCCCCCUAAAAAUCGAAAAAUAAAUGAACCUGAUACUUGUACUACAUCUGAUGGUAGUGUUUGCUUGGAAACUCUUGAACAUGUUGUAGAAAUCCACGUAGCGAAAACACCCAAAAGAAACACAGCUACACCUUAUCAAAGCCUAACAACUGUAGACUUAACUGACACAACUCUCGAUCAAACUGCUAUUGAAGAGAACAUUGUUAUGGCUAAUGUAACUGGUUUCCAAUCUCCAGAAGUAUCGGACAUUGAUAACACAGUGCAAAGUGAUGCAACAAGAUUUGGCUCUACAAAAGUACCUGCAAUUUUAUAUGACAAUCUAGAUUUUGACAAUUUGAAGGGAAAAGGGAAAGUUUGUAAUAAAAGGAGAUACUCCAUGACAACAUUACGUGCAGAAAUGGAGAAAUUUUAUAAUGAGAGUUGGGGUGGAGAAAAUUUCAAUCAUCGUGAGAUACAGAAAAAUAUGUCCCGUGACAAAAGUUUAUGGGUAAUUGAUCCCAAAGAUAGAAUGCCGGGACUGGCAAGAAGAAAACCAACCUGUGGAUACUGCAACCGUACGGGCCACAGGGAGGACACAUGCCGAAUGAAGCCACCUGUGUGUUACAUGUGCGGAUCCGCUGGACACGUUGAACCGCGCUGCCCUAGAAAAAUUUGUGUCAAUUGUGGAUCACCAAACCAUAUGUAUACAACGAUGUGCCGAAACUGCUGCAACUGGCACAACAUCAGGUGCGCCGAAUGCGGUCAGAUCGGUCACCCAUCCAGCCACUGUCCAGACUUGUGGCGGCGCUAUCAUAAUACGAUCACGUACAACACACCGUUGGAGGAGAACCGCCAGAUGAAGAGGCACUACCAGAUGUUCUGUAGCGGCUGCGCCAGGCGGGGCCACCUCAUCCACACGUGCCGCCUCUCUCUGCCGUUCUCCGGGCUACCCAUCAACUCCCCAUACGUCGUUCUUUACAACCCGCUGCCGUUCAACGCGCGCGACGUCAGCGCUAAUCCCCCUAGGCUCCGUCAGCCGUUCCGCGCCAACACGCAGGACUCGACGGUCACCUCCGCCUCGAUACCGCUGAGGGGCGAGCGUGGCAAGAGGCAGUCCGAUUCGCCCGCACCUUGCGAGGGCAGUGCCAGCAAAAGGCGAAACACCUCCAACUCCGAAGAGGACGGCCGACGCAACACGAAGAGCCCGAUUGGCGAGGGGAAGAGGUCGCAGAGCAAAGAGAAGACAGUGGACAAGGAAAUUGAGGACACUGCAACAGCAGUCGACAACGCGGCACCGCCGGCUAAACCACCGAACGCAACAGUCGAUAAAGACCCGGAUUUCAUCACGGUCACCUCCCCCAACCAUGACAAGAGAGGGCAGAUCAUCCAAGACAACGAGGUGUCCGACACGAGUGACGUAGUCACAACCUCGAGGAUCUACGUCACCGACGACAUCAUUGAGAAACUCAAAUCGAAGGAGGGCGAGGAAUGGUUGAAGGAAUCGACGAGGAAAAACAAUGUAACCAUACAGAAUUCAGAUUCCAAUUUAUUCAUAGGUAUCAUUGGGAAGGUCGCCGACCAAGAGGCUUUUCAAUCCGAACUUAGGGAUUGGAUUAAAAGUAAUGAGACUGGUGACAAGCUAAAACCUAACAAUUGUUCGGUUCUAAACAAUACCGCAAAGGAUGAGGACGUUAUGUGCAAUAAUAUACCAAAAAAUCGUUACAACGUUCUUAGGAAGAUUAGCAAAGCAUUGGAUUCACUUAAAACAGAUUUGGGCGAUCCAAGGGAUAUUUACAAAGAGUUAAUUUACUUGCAAAACCAUCAUGAACAGCUCCUCAAGCAGAAAGAAAUCAGUCCAAAACAGUUGUCCAAUAACAGGGAGAACAUGAAUGUGAUGCUGAAGAAACUGAAUAUGGUACUAUUAGGGCAAGCUGGUCUUGCGGAUGGGUCCAAGCACCUGAGGGAGCUGUACUCUAUCCAGGAGAAAUUGACCAAUUUCCGACAGAAACACAUAACUACACAGAUGCGCACCGAAAUCGGUGAACAUUACCAUUGCAUAUUCACCGCCGUGCCGCGUGAAGACUACCAAGAGUUACUGAAUAAGUAUUACGUGUCCAAAGCGAAGCCGGUGCUGUUUAAGAAGAAGAAGGGGGACAAAUCCCUGAUGAGUCCGGCAGCGCAUGCCAAGAAAAAAAUGGUCAAGAGUUGGCAGAAGCGGAAAAAUUUUGGGGAAGUUAAAGGAGCCGUCGUCGGCGCCGACACCGUAAGGAAACCACUGCUGGAACAGACAAUGAAUAAAUUGGUGUUUUACCACAGGCGGCUUAUGAGCACUAAGCCGCAUGACAAUGUUCUAAACAAGACACGUGUCGAGUUGGUGAACAAACUCAAUUCGCACAUCACGUCGUUGGGUAACAAUAAUAUGUCACCUAGAUCCUUAAGGAAAAUGAGGAAGAAAAUGAAGGUUACUCAAGAGCAAGCACAAUUGUUCUUGACAAAUGUC
Iphiclides podalirius (scarce swallowtail) is the source of this 3510-nucleotide messenger RNA. NCBI's taxonomy places the organism in Eukaryota, Metazoa, Arthropoda, Insecta, Lepidoptera, Papilionidae. The record is from the annotation of a GenBank genome assembly.